AUGACCGUCUCCGAGAGCAAGGAGCUCAGAGGGCUCAACCUCAUCGCUGCUCACUCGCAUAUCCGUGGGUUGGGUGUCGAUGGCACAACAUUGGAGCCCAGAGCUGCUUCUCAGGGUCUGGUAGGACAGGAGAAGGCCAGGAAAGCUGCCGCCGUUAUUCUGCAGAUGAUCAAGGAGGGCAAGAUUGCUGGCAGAGCUUGCUUGAUCGCAGGCCCCCCGAGCACGGGUAAAACCGCGAUCGCAAUGGGCAUGGCCCAAUCCCUCGGCCCCGAUGUCCCCUUCACCAGUCUCGCCUCUUCCGAGAUCUUCUCUCUCGAAAUGUCCAAAACCGAAGCUCUUACACAAGCCUUCCGAAAGUCGAUCGGUGUCCGCAUCAAGGAGGAGAGCGAGAUCAUGGAGGGCGAGGUCGUCGAGAUCCAGAUCGACCGCAGCGUCACCGGCGGCGCGAAGCAAGGAAAGCUCACACUCAAGACAACGGACAUGGAAGCUGUCUACGAUAUGGGCGCGAAGAUGAUUGAUGCCAUGACGAAAGAGCGCGUCAUGGCCGGCGACAUCAUCUCCAUCGACAAGUCCUCUGGCAAAAUCACCAAGCUCGGACGCUCGUAUGCUCGCUCUCGCGACUACGACGCCAUGGGCGUCGAUACCAAGUUCCUCCAGUGCCCCGAUGGCGAGAUUCAGAAGCGCAAGGAGGUCGUCCACACUGUCACUCUCCACGAGAUUGAUGUCAUCAACUCAAGAACACAAGGCUUCUUGGCGUUGUUCUCAGGAGACACCGGCGAGAUCCGCAGCGAAAUUCGCGACCAGAUCAACACCAAGGUCGGAGAGUGGAAGGAAGAGGGCAAGGCCGAGAUUGUGCCUGGUGUCCUGUUCAUCGAUGAGGUUCACAUGCUCGACAUCGAGUGCUUCUCAUACAUCAACCGCGCUCUUGAGGACGACCUGGCGCCCGUCGUCAUCAUGGCUAGCAACAGGGGUAACUCCCGCAUCAGGGGAACCGACUACCGCAGUCCCCACGGUCUUCCCCUGGACUUCCUCGACCGCGUGGUCAUUAUCCAUACCAACACCUACACUCCUGAGGAGAUUAAGCAGAUUCUUACCAUCCGCGCGCAGGAGGAGGAGGUUGAGAUUUCCGCCGACGCCCUCGCUCUACUCACCAAGAUUGGCCAGGAGGCCGGCUUGCGAUAUGCCAGCAAUCUUAUCACGACAUCCCAGCUCGUGUGCAACAAGCGGAGGGCGAAGCAGGUCGAGAUUGCCGACGUCCAGAGGAGCUUCUCGCUCUUCUACGACCCGGCCCGCAGUGUCAAGUUCGUGUCCGAGUCGGAGAAACGCCUGAUAGGCAAGGAUGGAGCCGUCGACUUCACCGUCACCAACGGUCACGGCGAGAAGAUGGAUUUGAGUUAA
Colletotrichum karsti is the source of this 1398-nucleotide messenger RNA. RefSeq lists its product as uncharacterized. The transcript has 2 exons. Gene Ontology annotation, molecular function: DNA helicase activity; ATP binding; ATP hydrolysis activity. Gene Ontology annotation, biological process: chromatin remodeling; box C/D snoRNP assembly; regulation of transcription by RNA polymerase II. The record is from RefSeq and is a predicted model, not a curated record. NCBI's taxonomy places the organism in Eukaryota, Fungi, Ascomycota, Sordariomycetes, Glomerellales, Glomerellaceae. Bases 1 to 1398 code for a protein of 465 amino acids. Gene Ontology annotation, cellular component: Ino80 complex; R2TP complex; NuA4 histone acetyltransferase complex.